Cajanus cajan (pigeon pea) is the source of this 1644-nucleotide messenger RNA. NCBI's taxonomy places the organism in Eukaryota, Viridiplantae, Streptophyta, Magnoliopsida, Fabales, Fabaceae. The record is from RefSeq and is a predicted model, not a curated record.
CCCCACCGUCGGAGCCGGUAUGAGACCAAGCGAAACUAAACUAACGACAAGUCAAAUCACAAUUAUCGCUUCAUUAACUAUAUUUUCUCCUCCUCGAUUUUCUCGACUUACAGACAUAGCCCCGCAUCAUCCGACCAAACCCAACCCCGUUACUUGUCAGUCAUUUCCUUUGCUUUCUUUCUUGCUUCGACGCUCAUCUUUCAAUCACGUGAAUUUUGGGUAUGCUGAAGUCUUCAGAAUUGCUUGAUUGUACUAUUGUUCAACUUUAAUGCCAACAUCAUGAUGAAAUCCAUGUUUGAGUGUGGAAGCCAAGGUGCUAAUGUUGAAGAAGGAGAAAUUCAUUGGAAUAGUGGUCAGCUACUACUGCAAGACAUUCAAGAAAUAAGCAAAGCCCUUUACUUGAACAAUACCCCUUCUAGGCCUUCCUAUUCCUCGGUCCAUAAUCGAUCCAAGUCUGCUGGUAAAGCCCGUUUGUCAGAGCCUCAAGUUGCCUUCACCACAGGAUUUCGAAACGAAGAUCUGUUGCCUAAGGACAAGAAAUUGUCUUCUGUAUGGAAUUGGAAGAAGCCAUUGAAAGCUUUGACCCAUAUUGGUGAUCAAAAGUUUAAAUGUUGCUUUAAUCUUCAUGUCCACUCAAUUGAGGGUCUGCCUUUGAAUUUUGAUGGUGUUAGGUUGAGUGUGCAUUGGAAAAGGAAAAGCAACAUUUUGCAAACACACCCAUCAAGGGUUUUCCAGGGUGUUGCCGAGUUCAAUGAAACUUUGAGUCACGGAUGUUCUGUUUAUGUUAGCCGCGCUGUGUCUGGUCACUCUGUCAAGUAUGAGUCCAAGAUAUUCUUGAUUUAUGCCUCUAUCGUAGGGGCACCUGAACAUGAGAUAGGGAACCAUCAGGUUGAUCUCACAAGGCUUUUACCUCUGACUUUAGCAGAGUUAGGGGGUAAUAGAAGUUCAGGGAAAUGGACCACAAGUUUUAGGUUGGCAGGAAAAGCUGUAGGAGCUAGCCUAAAUGUUAGUUUCAGCUAUCAAGUAAUGAAGGGUGAGUUAAUGGAAUUUGGUGGCAAUAAUUUAAAUGUUCUCAACCUUGUUAAUUUGAAGCCAGGCAGGCCAAGCAGUACAAGCAGUGUUAUGGAUUUUAGUCCUAACCCUUUUCAUUCUGAUGAUGUGAAUUUAUCCCAUGAAGCAUUGAUGAGUUCUGGCCCAAGUCUUUCCAAAUCAAUCAGUUUCCUAUAUCAAAAACUUGAUGAGGGGAACUUCAAUAAUUUAGCACAGGAAGACUUGGAACAGUUGGGACCACUUAAAUCCCAUGUUGUGGAAUCAGAGUCACCUCAAGAAUCAAAUCAACAUGAACCUGAUGACACUGAAUUUUCCUUUAUCCCACAAGUAGAAACAUUGGGAGGGGAUUCCUUAAAACUUGAUCAGACAGGAAAUGAAACAGUUGAUUUUUCAACAGUUGAAAUCAUUAAUGUGGAUGAUAUUAUAAAAGAUGAUGAUGUAUUUGUUGACAAGAAUUCAGGAUGUGAUUCAAUGGAUAACAUAUGUACUAGUUGUGUAGAUGGGACUACCGCAGAUGACAGCAAACUCAAAUGCAGUAGUUCAUGCGUCAGAUCUCGUCCAUUAUGUGCAUGGAAUGUAUCUUGCGCGGCUUAG